UUGUGUCCGACUACCUCAUGUCCAAAGUUCAACAGCCAAACUGUUAUUGCUGCUGCUGCUGAUGAUGAUGAUGGUCAUGAAGAUGUCAGAGCUGCUCCUCGUCCUCUGCUGCAUCCUCUGGGUCUCUGCUGAUGGACUACAUGAAGAUCUUGCGGUCGGUGGCUGUUCAGACUCUGAUGGAGAGAUGUUGUACACACUGGACCGUGAAGAGGUUUGGUACGCCGACUUCGUCAGCCAGAAAGGAGUCAUGCCACUGCCAGACUUCAUAGAUCCACUUAGUUUCCCAGGAGCUUAUGAAGCAGCUGUGGCUGAUCAGCAAGUCUGCAAACAGAACCUGAAUGUGUGUCGAAAGGCAAUGAAAGAUCUCCCAUUGGAACACGAUCCUCCCUCCGACCCGAUCAUCUACAUCAGAGACACCUUGGAGCUCGGCAAGAAGAACACGCUCAUCUGUCACGUGACUGGUUUCUAUCCGGCUCCUGUCGGAGUCUUCUGGACCAAGAACGGAGAGAACGUGACCGAUGGAACCAGCAUCAAUAUUCCCUUCCCCAACAAAGAUGGUUCCUUCACCCAGAUCUCCAGACUGGAGUUCAUCCCACAGCUGGGAGACAUCUACGUGUGUUCAGUGGAACAUGUGGCCCUGAGCCAACCACUGACUGCAAUGUGGGAUGUCCAGACGACUCCGCCCAGUGUUGGACCUGCAGUGUUCUGUGGAAUUGGUCUGACUGUCGGCCUGCUCGGUGUGGCAGCUGGACUCUUCUUCUUCAUCAAAGGAAUCAAACGCAGCUGAUUGAUCGAGGCGGAUGAUGACAUCAUUGUUUGGUGUAGAUUUAUCUAGAGAUAAUCCAGAUGUUUCCCUUUUUAUUGUCAAUGAAUGUACUCGUGCUUCAUCCACAUGAAUCAAACUUCUUCACUGUUCUUUCAGUGUUUAGUUUGAACAACUGGUUCCACAUGUUUUCACCUGAAGAUCCACUCUGACUGUUCUCUGCUGUUCAGCUGCUGCAACAACAACCUGAAAAGUGUCUGCUCCGUCAAAUCAUCAGAUCUGUUUCAGUUCAGUUCCAAUGCUCAGUGUUUCUCCUUUCUGACGGGUGUGUUCAGUUUCUGUUCAAUCUGAAAAGUUUCUGUUCCGUGUGACCCACAAAACCUCCGUUCUGUUGCUUUGACUCAGACUCCUUGUCAGACUUCAGUGAAAAUGAGCAUCUGUGAUACAACCAGCUGCUGCUGUGAAUUUAAAUAGUCUUUUUAUAACCAGCUUCAAGUCACUGUGAAACCAGAAAUGCAUUAAUGACAAAAACAGUAUUUAUUUCAAUCAUAGCAGCUUCAAUAGAAAUCAGCUGGACUUCUCUGUAAGUCCAGCUGAUUUCUAUUGCGACUCCUGUGAUGACCAUGACCUGGAUGACUGAGAAACUGCACUGAUGGUGUUUACUUCAGUUUCUGAGUGUGAUUUAUUGUAGCUACUUUCAAAUACAAAUCAUAUCUAAGCAGUAUUAAACUAAAUGUAAACAGCCAUUAACUACAGGUCACUUCAAAACCAUGAUAAACGAUUACAUUCUUGAAUGUAACUGUACUGUAACUUAACUGUGUUCAGUGUUUGUCUGCUCUAAUUGUUCCCUCAGCACUAUUGGAAGUCAGGGCUUAAUGGUUUUUGCUGAUUGAAAUAAAAGUUAAAAGACUGAAAAAUGGAACGUCAGAGAUAAAGUUUGAGUCUAAAGUCAAAGAAAGCUGUACUAGUCUGGGUCUUCUGCCUUCUGAGAGCUACUAAAUGUUAAAUGGUUUCUUCUCACUUCGUUCUUACUUUUUUGUAAAAGAAAACUGAUCCACAAAAUUCAGCACAGAGCAGCAACUCCUCAGGAACAAUUCUUCUAGCAGAAGGGAUCAGUUUAUCUCCUGAGUGAAGAUUGUCCAUCAGGGGAAAGCUUUUUCAGAUCCAUCCAUGCUUAAGUCAGAUGAAGAAAAGAUCGCCAUGGGAGCCUCAGCACUGAUUCUGAGCCUGAUCUUUGGUUUGACUGGAUUCUUCUACUACAGGAGCAGGACCCGGGGUCAGACAAGUUUACGCUAGUCUAACAUCUGUUCACACCAGUUCAAGACCAGUUUACACCAGCUUGCAUCAGUUUAACACCAGUUACUGACAGUUCAAUGUAGUUUAUACCAGUUUUCGCAAGUCUUUUAUCAGUUUACAGUGGUCUAAGUCCAGCUCAUGCCAGUUUGCAGCAGUUUAUACCAGCACCCACAAUGUAUACCUGUCUGACCUGUCUGUCUCUCUGUCUGUGCUCAGAUCAAUUCUUGCUUGAGUCAGAGAAAAACAAGAUCUCCGGUCUACUCCAGACAAAUGGAAGUUCAUACCAGUACACACAGUCAAAACCAGUUCACACCACUACCAGUCCAACACCAAUAUUUACCAUUUUACACCAGUCUAACGUCAUUCUUUUUGCAAAUUCCUGCUUAAAAGCAAAUUAUGUAGACCAUGAUUCAACACUGACACACUUCCAAAUGGUUGAAUACUUUUUAUAGUCAGUUUCAUACCAGUCAAACAUCAGUCAAACACUAGUCUAAAACCAAUCAAAAAAAUUCUUAAAACAUCAAACUUAAGCCUUAAAAUAUUAUUAGAACUUAAAUGUAAUAUUAACAUUAUGUUGAUGGAACAUUCCCUGCCAGCUGGGGUGAAAGAAAAUCAAAAAACAGCUGAAUCUGUGCAGAUUCUCAGUCAUUCGGGUUGUGGUAAAACUCAGAGUUUCAGUAAGAAGCUUCAGGCCCCAUCCACACGAAGACAAACCGAGGUCUGAAUGCAGAAGUUUCUUGCCGAAUCUGCGUACCAUCCACAUGAAGACGGCGUUUUGGGGGUCUGUAAAUGAUCAUUUUUGAAACCAGGUUCCAGAGUGGAAAGAUUUUGAAACACCUUAUACACAGCUCCGUGUUUACUGGCUCUCCGCUACUUUUCAGAUACACUUGCGUUUCGUAUCUUCAUUGACAUGCAUGCGCCACACGCGGCAACGACAACAACAAUGGCGGCGUACAGUGUAGCAAAUUUGCUGACGAAGCUAGUGACCCUACUAUUCCUGUUGCAGCAAAAUCUCCUUCUUCUCAAUCACUACUGAGUUGAACAAACUAUUAUCGAGGACACAUUAUGGCCCACUCAUUCUUCCCGGCUUGGUCUCUGUUUACAACUUUUGCCGCAAGUGCGCAUGCCCCCUAUUUUUUCUUCUGUUUGCGCGUGUUUCCGUCAUAUCGUUACAGCGCCCCUAGAGGUCUGGCAUGCGUUUUACAGCAUUUCCAUGCGUAUCAAGUGCAUUCAUGUAGACGUACACAUUUUCUGAGACGCCUUCGUCUUUAUGGCGAUCGUUUUUGAAAUUGUUAAGCGUUUUGUCUUCGUGUGGACGGGGCCAUAGUCUCGCUACUUUCUCUUUUACAUGUGACGACCCUCCAUCUCAACACCAGGUGUGCUUGAUCAGGAGCUGAGGGUCGCCACCGGACUGAACCACACUUGCAAUCAGGGCUCAGCUGUAUUUAACCGCCUUCCUCUCUAGUUGAGACUGGGCCUCGCUGACAGGAGCGGGUUUUGUGGAGCUCCAGACCCACAUGUGGGUUUUUGUCCCUGUAGGGUUUGACAAUCGCGUGGAACUCUUUUUGAUUGGCAAAAAAAAGCCGUACAGUGGUUGUCUCCGCGUCUUUGUUGCAAUUAGAGAGCCGAGUUGUAACAUGCUCCAUAAUUCACUCUGUGUUUUUCAUGUGUGUUGACGUCUUAAGUUUUCUUCCAGACUGAAAAAAACAGAACAAUUUUUUUUAAAAAAAAAAAACUGUAAAUAACUAAACAUAUACAAAGUUUUCAUGAAAGACAUUCAUGGCCAAACUGUUUUAGAUUAUUUUUUAAAAUAAAGUUGUACAUUCAGAGUCC
Messenger RNA from Acanthochromis polyacanthus (spiny chromis), 3892 nucleotides. Its product is annotated as RLA class II histocompatibility antigen, DP alpha-1 chain-like. Gene Ontology annotation, biological process: immune response; positive regulation of T cell activation; antigen processing and presentation of exogenous peptide antigen via MHC class II. The transcript is spliced from 4 exons. The record is from RefSeq and is a predicted model, not a curated record. Gene Ontology annotation, cellular component: MHC class II protein complex; membrane. NCBI's taxonomy places the organism in Eukaryota, Metazoa, Chordata, Actinopteri, Pomacentridae. Bases 62 to 787 code for a protein of 241 amino acids. Gene Ontology annotation, molecular function: MHC class II protein complex binding.